UAAUAAUAUGGGUGACAAUAACCGCCAACAAUUGGGUUAUUCUACUAGAAACUCGUUAAUAAAGUUACGUGAUGAUAUUCGCGCUUUAGUAGAUGUGAAUACACAGAAGAAAUUGAGCAGAUGCGAGCUUAUAAGGAACAUAAUAUCGUUUUCAUCAGAAAAAGUACUACUGUCGGGAGUGGCCUAUACAAUCACAUUCACAUACAUAAUAUGCCUAAUAUUGACAUACUUGAUUGGCGAGUCAGUGCAAGCCCAUGCAUACUUACUCUGGGAAGCCCUGUUCCUAUUUGCCAUACUGGUGAUUAAUUUUGCAGUGGCCUUGAACGAAGAAUACUUAUAUAGGAAUGAAAUACCCCAUAGAGUGAAGAAAGUUUUAGAAACGCUAGACGACGCUGUCAAUACGUCUAUAUGGAGAGAAAACAAUUAUCCUCAUUUAUGCGCGCCGUUUUCCCCUUGUGUUAUACUACAAUGGACUUAUAGAGACGGACAUGUGGUUAAUCUGCCAUGGGCGUUACUGGUAGAAGGAGAUAUAAUAGUUCUAAGGCCAGGACAAGAAGCGCCUGGACAUUGCCAUGGGCUGCAACCUGGAGACCCAGAGCUGUUCUUUGGACAGACCUUUAAACCUAGCUCACAGCAUAAAGAAAACUUCAAUUCACCUAGAAUAAGGAUGCCCCAUCAAAACAAAGCUUAUAGAAUGUGCGAAACGCCAUAUUUGAAGAAUCUAAAAUUGGCCUUGGAGCAAGGCACGACGCGACCGCUCACCGUGUUCGAAAAACAGAGGUACUUGUGUACAGUGAAAAUAAUGGAAGGCAUAGUAUUGCCCCUUGUGAUAUCCCUAGUAGUGGUCGCGAGUUUCGUCCGGCACGUUUACCAUUUGCCGGGUGUAACGCACUGGUCAGAAAUAUACUUUCUACAAACCAUCGCCGCCUCAUUGCCGCUGUUGCAAAUCGUCUUCCCUAUCGCUUGGGUCACACUAAACUGCUAUGGACUGGCAAGGUUCAAACUCCUAUCCGAGACUCGACAGAAAUACGUCCGCCCCAAAUCGUGCUCCAUCUCAGAGGACGCCAGCGAUCCUUUAAUACAGGCUUUAAGCGAAUCUAACCUCAAACCGGAAAGCCUCAAGUCUUUAGGGAAAACCUUUUUCAAUAUCCUUACUGGAAAUGAAGAUAUGGUCGCCAGAACAGCCAAUAUAGUACAUGUGCUCGGCUCUUUAUCAGCCCUAUGCUGCGUAGACAAAAAAGGCAUUCUAUCAUGGCCGAACCCUACAGCCGAGAAAGUGUUCUUCCUUCGCAACUCUAAUCCGACAUCACACAACUCUAGCAAGACCAGCCUUGUGGGGUCCAUGGGUCAGAGUCAGACAACUUUGGAACAGCAUGGAGAUAAAACGGCUGAACCUUCCACUAUUGCUGAGAUAUUAGACUUAACACACGAUCAGAACGCGCCGUUUUGUGUGGAAUUCGACGACCAGCGCUGGCGGCAACACUUAGCCAGACUGAAACCGCUUGGUCUGGCCGCCCUGUUGAAUACCUGCGCACCCGCGCCCCGGCACACCUACGCUCAUUUCUGCGCACAUCUCACAUGCGAAGCCUUGAACAGCGAGGAUCUGGUCCCUGUGACGAACCGGCGCUGCCUGUGCGAGUUAGCCAAGCAGAUCGGCUUCACCGACAAUGUAGUCGACUCCUACACCAUCGAAGAGUGUUUGGCUGUGUUUCGACAUUUACAAGCCGAUACCAUCCGUCGAGAGACGCGUUUUGCUCGUUCCCUCCAUAUGAGCACUCGCGUCAAAGUCCCGCUGCCGCACAUGCUCGCCGUGCUCGUCAAGGAUCAGGCCAACCAACUGCAGAUGCUUACACAGGGUACAGCUGACAUAAUCCUGGACUCGUGCGUGGACUACUGGAACGGGCGCGAUCUGACGCCGAUAUCGCCUUCCGAUCGCAAGAAAAUCAUCGACUUCUACCAGCGCAACUCGUUAACAGCCUACUGCACCGCCUUUGCUUACAAGCCAUUGACCCGUGGUAUAUCAUCGACGCUUGCGCAGUUGUACCUGGAACUGCCACCGGACUCGCGCCAGCUGUACGCGCCGCUCUCGCAGCAGUGGGCCGAUGCGCCUGCGCUUCACUUUCACUCUACUGAUUCCCUGUUAUUCAACGAGGUCACAGACGAUGACGUGGCCGAUGUCGAGGGAUACUUCGAUAUGCAGUGUAAUCAGGUGUUUAUCGGCAUGGUAACAAUGCAGUACCAGGCGCAGAGCGACAUGGUGGAGUUGAUCGAGCGAUUGGAACGCGCCUGCAUACGCUUUGUGCACUUUAGCAAGGAAAACGAGCUUCGCUCGAGAGUGUUUAGUGAGAAAAUGGGGCUUGAAUCCGGCUGGAAUUGCCAUAUUUCACUCAUGAGCGAAGACCCUAAUAGCACGCGCGCGUCGCCUCUUCGCGCCGCGCCGCCCGCGCCCCGCGAACGUGCCAACACCACAUCCAAGAUCGCUAGACGCGACGACUCCCUCGCCUUUUAUUAUAGUUCGAAUAUGACGACCUCGAAAGCCCUGUCGAUGUCAGCGCCAGGCGCCAUCAAUUUGGAUCACACCACAGUGAAGUUCGACAAUGAAAUCAAGAAGGCAAGACAUUCCAUCACCACACAUACCGGACUGAAGAUGCAGCGCAGCAGCAUAGCAACGACGCACCCUUCGGCAGACUCUUUGCUUGACGAGGAGGGUCCAGACUCACCGGUGGACGCGUGCCGCUCCCUCUCUUGCCUCACCGACUCCACGGACCACUCUGCACCCGUCAACUUCGAUAUGAGCAACCGGGCGAAGUUACCACGAGGCAUCGAGAACAUCCGUCCGCACAUCGAGCAGGUGGACAACGUGCCGCUGCUCGUGUCGCUGUUUACGGACUGCGACGCGCGAUCUGUCAAACUCAUGAUUAAGAUAAUGCAGGACUAUGGCGAAGUAGUAUGCGUCAUGGGAUCUGCUGCCAACUGCUUCAACAUGGAAAUAUUCAUGCAAGCUGACGCCAGCAUAGCGGUGGAACCUUUGUACCCAGUGCUGUGCCAGAAAAUGCCGCCGUAUCAAACGCCCGAGAAGUGCAUAGGUCCCGUCGACAUUGCGCGUGCGCUCAACUCCGUGCCGUGCUCGCUAUCGCUACAAAACAAAUGGCAAAAUGAGCCGUUCACUAAAUACUGCAGUGACAAGAUGACGCGCGACGCAGACGUGUCGCUGUUCACUUUGAUAACGAUGUCGCGUCACUUCAUGGCGUGUCUGUGGAACAGCACACAGUUUUGGAUCUGCAGCGUUUGCUUCAUAGCACUACUGCAGGUGGGUUCUCUGUACGCGUUCCUGCCGCUGUCGCUGUCGGUGGGUGGCGCAUUGUGGAGCGGCGUGGUGGUCGUGCCACUGCUGGGCACGGCACUGGCCUUCGCGCCCAUCGACCCUGCUGUCAUGCAGCGCGCGGCCAACCCAACCAAAAACAUUAACAUGCAUUAUAAGAUGGUAAUUUUCGUGUUCUGGUGUUACGCGUGUAAAUUCCUUCCCUCGGCCAUAUCCAUAUUAACUCUGUACGGAUUUACGCUGCGAGAAUUCUGCGAGCAAAUAUCGACAGUGACAAACGCGACAUCCUGCUGGAUAGUUUACCCGAUAAACGUGGGCAAUUAUACAGAGAAACACGACUUGAGUUUACGCAGCUGGCACGGCUGGGGCGAUCAUUUUUACGAUGGCUUCUUUCUCGCACAGCACAUUACUCUUGCGUUAAUUACUCUGCAUUUAAUUGCAAUAUCGAUAUGUUUCAUUCAUCGACACCAUUCAAUUUGGCAAAAGGGCUUUUGGACGAAUAUUGUUUGGACUGCGACCGUAGUGAUUUUAAUAAUCCUCCAAACAAUCUUCAGCGCGACGAUAUCGAGCUACAAAUAUGGCGAAUGUGAACAAUGGGACUUGUGUGAUUAUCAGUACAAUGUGCCGUGGUCCCUCAUAGUGGCGUAUAUCAUCUCUAUUUUGGGUACCUUCGCGCUUAACGAGUUUAUUAAGUGGCAGGAAAUUAAAGUGGAUAAUCGGAACCAGAGGCGCGCUCGACUGGACUUCGGCACCAAACUAGGAAUGAACUCACCGUUCUAAACGCAUUUGGAUCUAGUCAAUUACGCUUAGUGAAAUUUUAUAAUUUAUUUGAAAUUUUAAACAUGUAUUUGGUCAAGAGCACGUCAAGUUUGAUAAUUAAGGUGUACAUUCAACUCUAUACCGUUUACAACAACAAUGGUCCAUUUUACUGCAUCUGUAUCGUAUUUCCUUGUUGUGAUAUCCUACCCCCCGUUUUUAACAAUUUCUUUCUGUAGUAAUUACAUUAAUCAUAAAGAAGAAUAAAGAAGCACAAGCUUCCUUUAUAGUAAAUAUCGCUCUAAAUGAAGUCUGCCACCGGAAACCACCGAUCAAAUUCCGAUUAACAAACGCGUGUCGAUACUUCCUCUACCCGAAUCAAACUUUCUCCCGUACUAAUACGGUUCAUUUCGCUUGGGUCGAGCGGCAGGACACUGGCUUUAUUUCAGAAUUCAUUUUUUUAUAAAUGAAAUUGAAGCCAUUUGGAAACUGUAUAUCGUAUACUAUACGUGUU
Hyposmocoma kahamanoa is the source of this 4592-nucleotide messenger RNA. RefSeq names its product transmembrane protein 94. The record is from RefSeq and is a predicted model, not a curated record. Gene Ontology annotation, molecular function: nucleotide binding. The transcript is spliced from 29 exons. NCBI's taxonomy places the organism in Eukaryota, Metazoa, Arthropoda, Insecta, Lepidoptera, Cosmopterigidae. Bases 8 to 4102 code for a protein of 1364 amino acids.